AUGGCUUGGCGACGUCCGUUUGGCGAUCGCGCUAGCGCGCAAGGGACAGUUGUUGAAGGCCAGCGAGAGCAGAUCGCAAAUGGCAGCACACAGUACAUCGGCGAGAAAGGAGGAAACGAUGCGCCUCCUACCUAUCAGGAUGCUUCCGGAGCGCCUGUCGAGAACAACUCGCCUCUAGGAUACGAUGUCGGCCCUGUCACAAUCACGCUUCUAAACAUCACGAUGAUGAUUGGCGCGGGUAUCUAUUCUACUCCGGCUUCUAUCUUGAAUGGCACCGGAUCAGUCGGUGUCAGCUUCAUCUAUUGGACUCUUGGCUAUUUGUUGUGCCUUGCUUCCGGAGCGGUCUAUCUCGAAUUCACAGCGUACUUCCCCAGUCGAUCAGGAUCUGAGGUCGUGUUCCUUGAGCAAGCAUAUCCCCGCCCAAUGUGGUUGUUUCCAACUACCUUUGCGGUUCAGAGCGUCAUUCUCUCUUUCGGAAGACACGAGGGAACCAAUUGGCAAAUCAAGGGCACCGCCUUGGCCUGCUACAGUCUGGCCACACUGACGCUGGUUUUCAACACAAAGUAUGCAUACUGGUUCUCCAAUGGCGUCGGAAUCGUGAAGAUAUGUACCUUGCUCUUUGUGAUCAUUACUGGAUUUGUCGUACUCGGUGGUGGCACCAGGGUUGAGAACCCAACGGCCAAUUUCCAGGAUGCCUGGUCAGGUAGCAAGACAGCCAGUGCCUAUGGUAUGACCACGGCUCUCUACCGCAUCAUCUUCUCCUACGGUGGCUACAAUAACGCCUUCAACGUUGCCAAUGAGGUCAAGAAUCCUGUGCGAUCCCUCAAGAUCUAUGCGACAGCUGCACUGACGACUGUGUACAUUUUGUACAUGUUCGCCAAUGUCGCGUUCUUUGCCGCCGUCCCAAGAGAACUCUUGGAGAAGUCCGGCCUCACUGUGGCGAGCUUGUUCUUCACCCAAGUCUUCGGCAACAGUGGCAAUGUUCGGGGACUCAACUUUCUUAUCGCACUAGCUUCAUUUGGAAACAUGAUUGCAGUCAUCAUCGGACUGUCUCGACGCAUCAGAGAGUGUGGCCGACAAGGCGUCUUGCCAUACACGAGAUUCUGGGUUUCCACCAAGCCCUUCGGUACUCCCCUUGGGCCUUAUCUCGUCAUCUGGUCUCUGACGGCUCUGAUGAUUCUGGCGGUUCCUGCCGGAGAUGCCUUUACCUUUGUGAAUGACCUCGGAGUGUUCCCAACGGCUGCCUUCAACCUGGCCAUGGCCGUGGGAAUCUACGUCGUUCGCUGGCGCCGCAGAAAGGCUAAUCUUCCGGAGCCUGAGUUCAAAGCUUGGCAUGUGGUUAUCAUCUUCAACAUCUGCAUUCAGCUCUACCUUCUCAUCAUGCCGUGGUACCCUCCGGCAGGUGGACAGUAUGCCGGCGAUGUCAGCUUCUGGUACGCGACGUACGCCGUUACUGGUAUCGGCAUUCUCCUCAUUUGCGCUGCCUACUACUGGCUCUGGGCUUCCCUUCUUCCCAAGUGGAGAGGCUACAAGCUGAGGCAAGAGCUCGUUAGCUUCGAUGACGGGGCUCAAAGCAAUCAACUCCGGAAGAUACCCAACGCCGACGUUCCCGAAUGGGACAGCACUCACGAUGCGAGUGGUCGUCUAGUUGGGCCAUCUGCCGACGAGGUUCUCGUGCAGGAAAAGGGGGUGCGCAUCUCCUCCGAGGCAAGCAACUCCGAUACUGGGAAACACGUUCCAAAUGCAGUGCGAGAAACUUACAAUGUCUGA
This is a messenger RNA of Colletotrichum scovillei, 1770 nucleotides long. Its product is annotated as high-affinity methionine permease. Gene Ontology annotation, molecular function: L-amino acid transmembrane transporter activity. NCBI's taxonomy places the organism in Eukaryota, Fungi, Ascomycota, Sordariomycetes, Glomerellales, Glomerellaceae. Bases 1 to 1770 code for a protein of 589 amino acids. Gene Ontology annotation, biological process: amino acid transmembrane transport. The transcript has 9 exons. The record is from RefSeq and is a predicted model, not a curated record. Gene Ontology annotation, cellular component: membrane.